Alnus glutinosa is the source of this 906-nucleotide messenger RNA. RefSeq lists its product as uncharacterized. NCBI's taxonomy places the organism in Eukaryota, Viridiplantae, Streptophyta, Magnoliopsida, Fagales, Betulaceae. The record is from RefSeq and is a predicted model, not a curated record. The transcript has 3 exons. Bases 119 to 742 code for a protein of 207 amino acids.
UCUACUAUACACCCCUAGUGCGCAGUUUAGCACCUCUUCACCCCCUUCAGAACCUAUAUAUACCCAAACCACUCUUAUUCUCUCAAAAUUCCACGAUCCCUCUCAAAACUCAAAAGCCAUGCCAAACCAGUUGGCCAUUCUCCUCCUUCUCAGUCUACCCUUCAUCAUUUCCCCAAAUCCCCAAUUCAUCCGCGUCGCCGGGGCCUCAAACCGAAGGGUCCACAUCACGGACGAUCUCGACGAUGUCGUCGACGACGAGGAGGACGACGCCUGGAAGCAAUGGGGCAAGAAAUCGACGCCCUCGCCGGAUCUCGAUCUCCGGCCCUCCGAUUUGUCUGGCAUGUCGGCUCCGGAGAUCCAGGCCGAGAUGAUGAAGCGGCAUUCCGGGCCCACUUUCGGGUUCGUUAAGCUCAGACCGGGCGGUCGCCGGUCCCGGGAUAUGGUAGCUGAGACUGCUAUGAAAUGGACAAAAGUUCUGAGAACCGGAGCUGUUGAGGUGAAGUUCAUGGGUGUUGAUCUGAGCACAAUCAUGUUCACUAUGGAAAGAGGCCAAGAUACAGUUGAGUUGAAGGAUUUUGUGUUGAACCAACCAGAGGCAUAUGAGAUCAAGAUUGGGGAUCAAGUUUUUCGAAGGCCUGGAGAUCCUCCUUUGGAGGAAGUUCUUGCAGAGCUCCACAAUGAGAAAAGCAAGCUGGAUAAUGCCAGUCCUUCGGAGAAAGACGAUUUUAAAGAAGAGUUGUAGUUGAUUAGUAAUCCUCCUGGUAUGAAACUAUAAUUACAGACUAAUGCUCUUCUUUUUAACUUUGUAGCCUCUGAUUGUAGCACCUUCAGGCACUCUUCUUCUUCUUACAUCUUAUUGACCAUUGAACUCAUUCAAGAUAUUAUUUACUGCAACCUUUUGUUCAA